GUCGCUUCCGAGCAGUAUUCCUGCGAUGACACAUCCAGAGAAAAACAUUGGAAUCAUUCUGUGUGAUGCUGAUGACAGAAAACACAAGAAGGAUACAGGCUAUAUUUGCGAAGAAAACUGAAUGCACAGCUUUCAAAGUGUCCAACAUCAAUCAUAUACGGAUGAAAUCCGAAUAAGUCGUGUUGUUUGGAGGUCGACAAUGGGGUAAGUAUACCUGUCUAGGAAUGUUAGCAAGCAGGCGAGCUAGCUAGCUAAGCUAACGACUGUUUUGCUAGCAAGCUGGCUAUUAAUAUUUACAUUGAUUUUAGUUUUCGUAGCUAACAUUGUUGAUACCAUUGCAGUGUAUAGUUGCUGGCUGCCUGUCUCAUGCAAGUCUUCCAAUGUUUUAAAAGUCUGACCCUUCGUGCGUGUCACCCUUUCGUUUUGUAGGUAACGUUGGCUAACUAGCUAAUUGAGAUGCUAUUAAAUUACUAGCUAGAGGGGUUAUGUCAUAAACCCUCGGAAGUUCCUGAAUGGGGUGAUAUGGCAGCCAUGUUGGUCAGGGAGAAAUCCAAACCUGUCUAAAUGGAAUAGAUAUAUAUUUAUUUAACUAGGCAAGAAUAAACGGCAGUAGAGGAAUACUUCUGAUUUUAGUUAUGCAGGAAAAUAAAAGUAAGGCAUGUGUUUAAUAGAAUUGUCAACCUAAAAUAUUGUCAUAUAAUUAUAUGGGUUUUAUACACAUUUUCUGUAUAAAUAGCAGAGUUGUGGACUUGCGUCACAUGACUUGGACUCAAGUCUGACUCAAGUCACACAUUUGAUGACUUGAGACUCGACUUGAUAGAAAAUAAAGUAACUUGAGACUUGACUUGGAGCCUCAAGACUCGGGAGUCGACUUUCCCCUGAGAUUGAUGUCCAGGUUUUGUCACUCAUUUUGUGGCACAGAGUAUACGUGGAUUGAUUACUAUACACGUAGCCAGAGAUGGUAGCCGCAGCAUCGCCCUUGCAAAAAACCUGCAACAGAUUGGCUAGUGAAACGCACACUCGCCACUCUGAUUGGACCAGCAAACUGUCAUUCAACACAGGUCGGGUGAGCUAGCGAAGAGAUUGCUGAUUUGUGACAACUAUAAGAUUGAGUGCAGCGCAAACGUCAAAUUGUAGGAAGAGAUGAUUGCCAUAAUAAAUACAUAUGCAGCUCCAAAAAUUGUUUGGUGAACAAGAAUAUUAACUGUUUACUUUGUAAGCUCACCAGCAAUGGGGCAACAAUUACUAGCAUAGGUCUACUGGUCUUCUGGUAUGUAACAAUUGCUUGAAAUUGUUAAUUUACUUAUGAAGUUUGCAUUUUGAAUUUGUUGUUAAAAUGAAUUAUUACUGUGGCGAAGACGCACCGACAUGCUGACCACACAGCUCGCGUUACUUGCUCGAGCAUUGGCAAAAUAAAUGUACACAUACAUGUUAUUCAAUCAUUGCAUCUAAACUGCUCGUGCGCGUCAACAAGCAUCUGCGUAGCCAGGCGCUAGAAUAGAAUUUGGUUCUAUUUGUGACACUUGAUGCGCUGCAAGUCCCGCCUCUCCCAUCUCCUCAUUGGUUUUUAGGAGCGCAUACCCACAUGGGUGAUUGAAAGAUGAACUGAGGUCCACACUCCAGUCCAGUUGGUGGUGGUAAUGCACCUUAAAGUUGGUUGCCAACCGCCAUAUAAAGUCAGAAGAAGAAGCCUGAAGGAGGAGAGAUUACUAGAAACUAACUCGGUUUACCCUUUUAUCUGUGGAUGAAUUGUCGGAGUAGAGGACCUUCUGCAUUUCAGGUAAAAUAACAACCCAAUGUUUAUAUCCCAGGACAAAUGAGCUAGCAACAGCAAGCUAGCUAGCUAAAUUGCCAUACAUGUUUAAUGGUUUUCGACCUGUCCCGAAGUUAAUAUAGUUGGUUCAGAGUUCAUUUUGAUAUUUCAACCUGCAUGUCCUGAUCGCGUUUGGUGUGGAUGGACAAAAUCAACAUGCGCGUGCGGUCUGGUCAGCAUGUCACAGGGGGAGGCUGUACAGUCUUGCCCUUUACUUGUGUCCAUUCAGAUAGGACCGGUUAAGCAUGAUACAGAGGCUAUUUGUUUUGGGCUAUUGCCGGUGAAUAUUUGGUAAAUCUACUUGUAUAUUUUGUAUGAUAUGGCGCUUUCACCAUUGGAUCACCAAGACCUGUAAAUAAAUCUACACUCUGAGCACGUCAAACUGCCUUGCCUUCUGCUGAUUUCAUGCCCUUACGACUUCUACAAGGUCCCUGUUUUACAAUUACAUAGUCUAAUCAAAAUGUGUUGUAGACAAAAUAAUGAAAAGGGCUGUCUGGUAAUGAACUGUCCUGAAUAUAUAGACAAAGAUUUGUAGUUGAACAAGGCGUUGCAUGUAUAGAUUUUAUUUUUUUACUUGACUGGACUUUACUUUCUCUUAGAAUGCACGACUUGGACUUGACUUGAGGCUUGACCCGUUCUACUUGGGACUCGACUUGAGACUCGGACCUUGUGACUUGACACUUGCUUGUGACUCGAAUAAUAGUGACUUGGUCCCACCUCUGACAAAUAGGCUCUAAAAUGCAUGUAAAAAAAAAAAAAAGUGUUUGAGGAUAUGUUUAGGCUAUAAACAAGUCAAAGCAAAAACAGUGACAACCCCCUCAACUAGUGCUUUUAAUGGGAGUCUUGCUUGUUUUCAGACUGUGUAGUGGCUCAUCUGAGCUGAUCAUGCAGCUCUGAUGACUGCUACGGUUAUGUGUCUAUGAUAAUGCAUACUAGAUGUGUCAAUAUCUGAUCCCUACAAGACAUCAUAACAUGGCAGAUCAACCAUGCCGGAGUAGCAAAAUAACCACUCUGUCCUUGAGGGAGUGUCAAGUGAGACCCCUUUCUCUUUCUCAUGAGGCUUGGCUUGGUGGUAGGUAGCCUAGACCAUGUGUCUCAUCCUUCUGGUUCACGACUGUUUGCCCAUGUGUUGUGUGUCUUCCACAGAUGUAGCUGGUGAGAUGGAAUAUCAUGAGAGACCUGCUUCUUUUCGCCAAGCCCGCCUCAACCCCUUUGAUCGGGGGGAGGAGGAGGACGGCCCCCCAGGGGGUAAAACCCCUCCUCGAGAUGGUGAGUGUGACUGGCGGGUUGGGUAGUAGCCUAGUUCAUUGAUGGGUCACAGUAUACAUGUGUAAUAGAACGUGAAAUGUAUUAACACCAGUGCUGAAUGUGAUUGCCAUGUGAUGAGAAGAGUUUGCAGAGGCAGAUUCUGUGUGUUUUACUCAUCUCAGCAAAGGCAUGGAGAAUGGAUAGGCCGACAACCUGAUGACACUGCUGCAGUCUCUUAUUGCGUCCUCAUGAGUAUGAAGAUGGAGUAGUGCAGUAACCUGGGGUGAAGUCAGUUCAUGUUGUCUGUGCAGCCAGGCUGCAUCUGCAAGAUUAGAGCUGCAUCCUAUACCAGAGCAAGCUUUGUCUGCAUAACUAUAGUCUGCAAGAGAUGCAACAAUCUAUACAUUUUGAAAUGAUGUGACUGACUGUACAGCUGGACAACAGCAUAGACUGAAAGAGGAAGGCUGCUGUUUUUUCCAUAUCUCUGUUUCUUACUAUCUGAUGUAGUACCACUCUUGCAACAGCCCUAACCAUUAUGAGCUAAUCAACAACAUCAACUGACCCUGGAUCUGUAGCCUAAAGUAAUGAGAGGAACUGAGACAGGAUCAUUAUGUGGUGCUGUGGUUCAGAACGGUUUCUGUAAUCGUAUGCCUACACUUAGCUCAGUUCACUAGAACACUGUCUAGGCUGCAGCUGCAUUUGUCUGCCUCUUCAUCUCUCUCUGGCAGCUAGCAACUCAGGAUAUCCUGUCUCUCACUACCAUGAUGUCAUCUGAGGUGUACGCAGGUACAAACAAUAUGCAGGCCUAGAUAGUGAGAUUGGCUAUGGGUUUACUUGAUACAGGCUAACUUGAGACUGCGCCCUGCUGAAUGUUGUUUAUGUUUGUAAUGAGAUGUUCUGGCUUUAGGCUUAUCAGUUGUUAGACACCCAAAAUGCUUCUUGCUGAUCGUAAACAUCUGUUUGUGAUCUAGGCUAACUGCUGAUGUAAUAGCAUAUGAGAUGUAGCAUCUCUGCAUUUUCGUAAUGUUUUUUUUAAUGAUGAUAGGAGGGGAAACUUGUCCCUCAGGAUCUUUAGGUCUAAUUGAUCUGCUUCUUACUGUGUUGAGGCGUCUGUUCCAGCCAAAAGUAAAAGCUUUGGGAAGCAGCCUUUUAUCAGGGAGCGUUCUUUGGAGAUGUAGAAGCUUAGAGCUUCAAAUAGUUUAGCCCUAAGCCAAUAUCUGGCACUCUGUACCCUGGCACAAAACCACACAAAAUGGCUUAAAGCCUCUCUCUUGUUCCUCUAAGGCUUUAAAUAUUUGAUCAGUUUACAUGCCCCCAGGCCUAUCAGCACUCCCUUUGAUUUAAUGGCUGAAGUGCUGAACUGUGUAUGCUCUGGUGCUGGAGUUGGGAGCCGAGCUAAACCAAGGAUAACUUUUUGUAUCAGAUUGUCAAGAUUGCUUUGAUUUGUGUGAUUAGUCUCAUAAUACAGCAACCCACAUUUGAGUUAGUGUCAGAGAAUAAGGCUUCUAUCUGUCAUUACUUAUCUUUGUACUAUAAUUUUCAAGUUCUUUGUUGUCAAGCCCAAGUAGUUUUAUGAAGAAGAAUAAGAUUAUAUCAGAUUAUUACAGAUCAUGGAUGAUAGCCUUUGUUAAAUCCAAUAGGUGAGGUGUAAAUUGUGGGACCGUAAGCUGAUGUCUGGCCCAUAUCCAUAACCUCAUCCGUACAGUGGGACUGUUAGGUUAAUCAUUUCUGCCUGUUAAUCUUGAGGCUGUAAAGCCUAAGUCUAUUACCUAGCAACCUUUAGCACUUCAAAGGCAGUAGUCCUUUCCUGUUUCCUUCUGGAUUUAAACAGAGCACAUAUUUGGAUAAAAACAGUAUGUUGUGAAUCCUUUAUCUGCCCUGAGGGUGAAACUCCUUUUAGACAAAUGUGUGUUCUGUAAAAGGUUGGUGUGUGUGUGUGUUUAGUCAUGUGUGAGGUUUAAGUGGGCGUGUGAGCUUUACUGAGUGUGUAUAGGCCUUUGUGUGUGAGAGAGGGAGAACAAUGCUUACAGUACUUCUUGUCCGUCUUUCCUCAGAGAUAAGACCUGAGCUCUUCUCCUCUGAGAGCAGAAGCCAGAGUUUGGACCGAGCCAUGGACCUGGGGCUGGCAGAGGACCACUUCUCUCGACCUGUCGUAAGGACAAUCCUUAUACGGCCAUUUUGGAUGUUGGUGAACCACUGACCAUAGUCGGUGUGGUUGCAUGAAAAGUAAUUCUUAGUGAAAACACGACUGUGAUGGAUACACUUGUCUGUCUAUGUGCAGUUUAAAUGGCAAUCAAUAGGUGCUAAUGUAAGAUUUGGUGCCUGUGUCUGUCCGUGCAUGUGUUUUUACUGUAUGUCCCUGUGCAGGGCUCAUUUGUAGCAUCGGACAUUGAGCAGCUGAAGAUGGCCAUAGAGGAGUGUAAGAGACUAAUACUGGAGCUGCCUGAGCACUCAGAGAGACAGAAGGACACUGUGGUCAAACUCAUCCACCUACGCCUCAAACUACAGGAGCUCAAGGUAAGACCAGGGGGGAGGGGAAGAGGGGAGGCUGGAGGGAAGUAUUGACCUACCCAGGGGCCAUGAGUGAAGGGGGUAAGGAAUUGGUCAUUGGAGGUAAAUGGCAAUAAGGUAAUUGUAUCUAUGUAGAAUAUAGUCGACCAACUAAAUACCUGUUUUCAGAGCACUUAUUUGUGAACAUGAACUGUGUAUGCAUGAAAGCCAUUCACAAAUCAUUCACUACCUCAGGAAAUGUCAAUACAAUAUUACUGUGCCUUCAGAAAGUAUUCACACCCCUUUACUUUUUACACAUUUUGUUGUUUUACAGCCUGAAUUAAACAUUUAUUAAAUUAAGAUUUUGUGUCACUGGCCUACACACAAUACCCCAUAAUGUGAAAGUGGAAUUAUGUUUUUAUUAAUUUUUACAAAUUAAUAAAAAAUGAAAAGCUGAAAUGUCUUGGGUCAGUAAGUAUUCAACCCCUUUGUUAUGGCAAGCCUAAAUAAGUUCAGGAGUAAACAUUUGCUUAACAAGUCUCAUAAUAAGCUGCAUGAGCAUGAUGAAGUUAUUAAUUACACUUUGGAUGGUGUGACAAUACACUCAGUCACUACAAUGAUACAGGCGUCCUUCCUAACUCAGUUGCCGGAGAGGAAGGAAACCGCCAAUGGUGACUUUAAAACAGUUACAGAGUUUAAUGGCUGUGAUGGGAGUAAACUGAAGAUGGAUCAACAACAUUGUAGUUACUCUACAAUACUAACCUAAUUGACAGAGUGAAAAGAAGGACGCCUGUACAGAAUAAAAUAUAUUCCAAAACAUGCAUCCUGUUUGCAAUAAGGCACUAAAGUAAAACUGCAAAAAAUGUAUACUUAUGUAGAUGAGAUAUUUCUGUAUUCAUUUUCAAUACAUUUGCAAACAUUUCUAAAAACAUGUUUUCACUUUGUCAUUAUGGGGUAUUUAAUCCAUUUUUAAUUCAAGCUGUAACAACAAAAUGUGGAAUAAGUUAAGGGGUAUGAAUACUUUCUGAAGGCACUGUACUUCUUGUUUUGGUCUUCGUGUCCAUGUUUCCUCAUUUUAUGGCAGUCUCUCACUGUGGUUGUGUCACGUCUAACUUAAAAAAGAACAUGUGAAACCACCCUUUUAGCUCAUGCAGUCUCUGGAUUCUGCUGGGAUUGCCUGAAUUGCUUUCAACAUAUAUGGGUUGUUUUGGUGUCAUUCACACACUGGGAGAAAGAGUGGGUUGAAAGUGCUGCAGUGAACUCGUCCAGUUGAUUAAUAACAGAUACUGUAGUGUAGUUCUCUGACACAAUGCUGUGCUCUUGUGCUGCAUUCUGAUUGGCUCUGCUCCUUGUCACGCAACAGGACCCUGAGGAGGAUGAGCCAAACCUGAGGGUGCUAUUGGAGCAUCGUUUCUCCAAGGAGAAGAGUAAGAGUGUGAAACAGACGUGUGACAAGUGCAGCACUAUCAUCUGGGGCCUCAUCCAGACCUGGUACACCUGCACAGGUAAGAGUGCAUUAAAACUAAGCCAAAUGUUCUCAGUGGUAAAACCUAAUGGACACUGAACGGUUAUAGCUGUAUGGCUGAACUUGGGUAAACAUAUGAAAGAGAGAGCAUUGCUAAGCAACCAAAACUGAAUAGCGUUCAGUUGCUAGGCAACACUGCCCUCCUGUGGCCUUCUAUUGGUCGACGUUGGCCCUGAAUGAUGAAUUGAGUUGGAGAGAAAAAUUGAAUGAAUUGGUGUAAAGUAUGGCCAACUUUCUCUAAAGAAUCUUAAGUCACAUAUUGAAUUUUAAAAGGGUAGUUAGCUGUUGACUAAUGUCUCUGUUCCCCUGUCCCUCUCGCAGGUUGUUACUACCGUUGCCAUAGCAAGUGCUUGAACCUCAUCAACAAGCCCUGUGUGAGGUCAAAGGUCAGCCACCAGUCGGCGUACGAGCUCAGCAUCUGCCCAGAGAUCGGGCUGGACCGGCAGGACUACCGCUGUGCCGAGUGCCGCACGCCUGUGUCACUAAGUGAGUGUUCAGCUUUUAAUAUACCGACUUGAUAGCCAAUUAGCAGUCAGCACAAAUUGAAAUCUCUAUAUAUAUAUAUAGUUGUUUUUUUUUCACCUUUAUUUAACCAGGUAAGCCAGUUGAGAACAAGUUCUCAUUUACAACUGCGACCUGGCCAAUAUAAAGCAAAGCAGUGCGAUAAAAACAACAACAACACAGAGUUACAUAUGGGGAUAAACAAAACGUACAGUCAAUAACACAAUAGAAAAUAGAAAAUCUAUAUACAGUGUGUGCAAAUGUAGUAAGUUAUGGAGGUAAGGCAAUAAAUAGGCCAUAGUGCAAAAUAAUUACAAUUUAGUAUUAACACUGGAGUGAUAGAUGUGCAAGAGAUGAUGUGCAAAUAGAAAUACUGGGGUGCAAAUGAGCAAAAUAAAUAACAAUGUAAAUAACAAUAUGGGGAUGAGGUAGUUGGUUGGGCUAAUUACAGAUGGGCUGUGUACAGGUGCAGUGAUCGGUAAGCUGAUCUGACAACUGAUGCUUAAAGUUAGUGAGGGAGAUCAGAGUCUCCAGCUUCAGAGAUUUUUGCAGUUCGUUCCAGUCAUUGGCAGCAGAGAACUGGAAGGAAUGGCAGCCAAAGGAGGUGUUGGCUUUGGGGAUGACUAGUGAGAUAUACCUGCUGGAGCGCAUAUUAGGGGUGGGUGUUGCUAUGGUGACCAAUGAGCUAAGAUAAGGCAGGGAUUUGCCUAGCAGUGAUUUAUAGAUGACCUGGAGCCAGUGGGUUUGGCGACGAAUAUGUAGUGAGGGCCAGCCAACGAGAGCGUACAGGUCACAAUGGUGGGUAGUAUAUGGGGCUUUGGUGACAAAACGGAUGGCACUGUGAUAGACUACAUCCGAUUUGCUGAGUAGAGUGUUGGAGGCUAUUUUGUAAAUGACAUCGCCGAAGUCAAGGAUCGGUAGGAUAUUCCGUUUUACGAGGGCAUGUUUGGCAGCAUGAGUGAAGGAGGCUUUGUUGCGAAAUAGGAAGCCGAUUCUAGAUUCAACUUUGGAUUGGAGAUGCUUAAUGUGAGUCUGGAAGGAGAGUUUACGGUCUAACCAGACACCUAGGUAUUUGUAGUUGUCCACAUAUUCUAAGUCAUACCUGCCGAGAGUAGUGAUUCUAGUCGGGCGGGCGGGUGCAAGCAGCGUUCGAUUGAAGAGCAUGCAUUUAGUUUUACUAGCGUUUAAGAGCAGUUGGAGGCUACGGAAGGAGUGCUUGGGUCAUGUUCAGUUUGAACAUUUUAGUCAAUUAGCAGACGCUCUUAUCCAGAGCGACUUACAGUUAUUGAGUGCAUACAUUUUUCAUACUGGCACCCCGUGGGAAUCGAACCCACAACCCUGGCGUUGCAAGCGCCAUGCUCUACCAACUGAGCUACAAGGAGGCCACUGAUGUAUGUAUUGGCAUUGAAGCUCGUUUGGAGGUUUGUUAACACAGUGUCCAAUGAAGGGGCCAGAUGUAUACAAAAUGGUGUUGUCUGCGUAGAGGUGGAUCUGGGGGUCACCAGCAGCAAGAACGACAUUAUUGAUAUACACAGAGAAUAGAGUCGGCCCGAGAAUUGAACCCUGUGGCACCCCCAUAGAGACUGCCAGAGGUCCAGACAACAGGCCCUCCGAUUUGACACAUUGAACUCUAUCUGAGAAGUAGUUGGUGAACCAGGCGAGGCAGUCAUUUGAGAAACUAAGGCUAUUUAGUCUGCCAAUAAUAAUGCGGUGAUUGACAGAGUCGAAAGCCUUGGCCAGGUCGAUGAAGACGGCUGCACAGUACUGUCUUUUAUCGAUCGGGGUUAUAAUAUCGUUUAGGACAGGGGUGUCAAACUCAUUUUAGCUCAGGGGCCACAUGGAGGAAAAUCUAUUCCCAAGUGGGCCGGACCGGAAAAAUCAUGGUAUAUAUAACUUAAAAACAACAACUUCAGAUUGUUUUCUUUGUUUUAAUACGAUCAGCAUACAACAUAAAGCUGGAGCCUGAGGACAGUGUGUCCAAAAUAGUACAAGCACAACAUCACUAUUAAUCAUAAAACACGUCAAGUUUAUUUGAAAAUUCUAAAGAAAAAGAACACACAAACACACAAUGCCUCAGUGAUUAACAGAACUGUUUCACAGAUCACAGAACUAUAUCAGGGUGUCAUUUCUCAGGCAGAUAUGUAGAUAAAAAUAAUGAAAUCCUGUUCCCCAAACAAGUGCAAGAACCACAGAGUCAAGAAUAGGUUAAAUAUACAAAUAAAAUAAAAUCAAUUAAAAACAAUAGCACAUCAACAUAAAAACAUAUAAACAUAAAGCUGGAGCCUGAGGACAGUGUCCAAAAGCACAACAUCACUAUUAAUCAUAAAACACCUCAAGUUAUUUGAAAGUUCUGAGGACAAAGAACACACAAACACACAAUGCCUCAGUGAUUAACAGAACUGUUUCACAGAUCACAGAACUAUAUCAGGGUGUCAUUUCUCAGGCAGAUAUGUAGAUAAAAAUAAUGAAAUCCUGUUCCCCAAACAAGUGCAAGAACCACAGAGUCAAGAAUAGGUUAAAUAUACAAAUAAAAUAAAAUCAAUUAAAAACAAUAGCACAUCAACAUAAAAACAUAUAAACAUAAAGCUGGAGCCUGAGGACAGUGUCCAAAAGCACAACAUCACUAUUAAUCAUAAGACACCUCAAGUUAUUUGAAAGUUCUGAGGACAAAGAACACACAAACACACAAUGCCUCAGUGAUUCACAGAAGUAUAUCACAGAUCACAGAACUAUAUCAGGGUGUCAUUUCUCAGGCAGAAAUGUAGAUAAAAAUAAUGAAAUCCUGUUCCCCAAACAAGUGCAAGAACCACAGAGUCAAGAAUAGGUUAAAUAUACAAAUAAAAUAAAAUCAAUUAAAAACAAUAGCACAUCAACAUAAAAACAUAUAAACAUAAAUCUGAAAGCGUUGCUCAAACUCCCGUAACAGUCCCGUUAUUUUAUCUUUGAACCGCUUCAUGUCUGCCACAUGUUGGGUCGCGCACACAUUUUUCAGACAGGGGAAGUGAGCUGCAUCACCACCGGCAAGUUGCGUCUCCCACAAUGACAGCUUCAACUUGAAAGAACGUAUGCUGUCAUAAUACUGCGUGACAACUUUGUUGCGCCCUUGCAGCUGUUUGUUCAAGUUAUUCAGGUGCUCUGUAACAUCCACCAUAAAUGCAAGGUCCGGCAUCCAUUCUGCGGAAUGAAAUUCUAACACUGGUUUGCCCUUUUCUUCCAUGAACUGUUCAAUUUCUUCUCGUAAAUCAAAGAAACGCCUCAGCACAGCACCUCGGCUUAACCAUCUUACCUCAGUGUGGUAUGGCAGGCCAUAGAUGUGGUCUUUCUCUCUGAGAAGGCUGUCAAACUGACGGUGAUUCAGGCUUCUGGAUCGGAUGAAAUUAACAGUUUGGAUGACCACCUUCAUGACGUUAUCCAUCUUUAAUGACUUGCAACACAAAGCCUCCUGGUGCAAAAUACAGUGAAAAGUCAAAAAAUCACGUCCUCCAUUUGCAGAUUGCACUUUCUCUCUGAACUUUGUCACAACGCCUGCUUUUUUCCCGAUCAUUGAGGGCGCACCAUCUGUAGCCAGGCUGAAAGCGGGACCAGUCCACUCCGACCCUGUCCAGCGCGCCGACGAGUGCGGUAAAAAUAUCAGCUGCUGUCGUUGUAUCUGUCAUCGGCACCAACUCCACGAACUCCUCGGUGACGGUCAAUGUGUCAUCAACUCCGCGGAUGAAAAAAUGGCCAGUUGUGCAACAUCUGUAAUGUCCGUCCUUUCAUCAAUUGCAACCGAAAACGCAAUAAAUGACUUUACUUUUUGCUUCAACUGGCUGUCCAAAUCCACUGAAAGAUCGGAAAUCCUGUCUGCAACUGUGUUUCUUGUCAGGCUGAUAUUUGCAAAAGCCUGCCGCUUUUCAGGGCACACAAUCUCCGCUGCCUUCAUCAUGCAUGUUUUUACAAAUUCACCCUCACUAAAUGGUUUUGAAGCCACUGCGAUUUCAUUAGCAAUGAGGUAGCCUGAACUGCCUUUCGAAAGUAUUUGAAAGCCAAGUUAACAAACAGAUCACCGACCAUUUAUAUAAAAAAAAUUUUUAAUCAUCUCGCGGGCCGGAUUAAACCCGUUUGCGGGCCUGAUCCGGCCCGCGGGCCGUACGUUUGACACCCCUGGUUUAGGACCUUGAGCGUGGCUGAGGUACACCCAUGACCAGCUCGGAAACCAGAUUGCAUAGCGGAGAACGUACGGUGGGAUUCGAAAUGGUCGGUGAUCUGUUUGUUAACUUGGCUUUCAAAUACUUUCGAAAGGCAGUUCAGGAUGGAUAUAGGUCUGUAACAGUUUGAAUCUAGAGUGUCACCCCCUUUGAAGAGGGGGAUGACCGCGGCAGCUUUCCAAUCUCUGGGGAUCUCAGAAGAUACGAAAGAGAGGUUGAACAGGCUAGUAAUAGGGGUUGCGACAAUUUCAUUUUUUACAUUUUAGUCAUUUAGCAGACACUCUUAUCCAGAGCGACUUACAGGAGCAAUUAGGGUUAAGUGCCUUGCUCAAGGGCACAUUGACAGAUUUUCAGUUACUGGCACUACGCUCUUAACCACUAAGCUACCUGCCGCCCCAUUUCGGCAGCUAAUUUUAGAAAGAAAGGGUCCAGAUUGUCUGGCCCAGCUGAUUUGUAGGGGUCCAGAUUUUGCAGCUCUUUCAGAACAUCAGCUGUCUGAAUUUGGGUGAAGGAGAAGCGGGGGAGGGGGGGCAUGGGCAAGUUGCAGCGGAGGGUGCAGAGCUGGUGGCCGGGGUAGGGGUAGCCAGGUGGAAAGCAUGGCCAGCCGAAGCAAAAUGCCCAGCCGGGCAUGAUGUCUAUGGACCAUUGUUGUAUUAUUAACACAAUCACAGUUAUAAAAGCAGUAAGUGUCCUUGAAUGGCUAACCUCUGGGUCAAUGGCCUGUAAAAAGCUGUGUGGACAUUCUUCUCCUCUCACAGACUAAUGUGACUAAACCUACUAUACAAGAUAAACCUGGAGCCCAAUAACUGUUAGUGUUCCUCUGUGGGGAUCUAAAGAGAUUUAGCUAGAGCACUUAGUCAUUCUCAUCCACUCUCUAUGCUAAUAGAACAGAUGGUACUUAACUCAGCCUGCUGAUCUAAUGCACUCACAUCAAGCUUGGAGAGUUAAAUCAGCUUUGAUCGUGUAAUGUGAUAAUGAAAAGUUACCGCAAUCUACUUACUUGCCAGGAUUUUCCUCCCUGGGAGAUGUGUUGAAUAUUCAUCAAAAGCUAUGCUGAGUUGUAUCUCAUUAAGAGUUUAAUCAUGUUAUGGUUAAGAAAAUAUUUGUUCUGUAAUGUGUCAGUGAGUGUUGUGUGUCAGUGUUAGUUGCAUGAUCAGUGAGUUGUGUGUGACACUGUGAGAGUUGUCUCUGAGACCGUUACAUCAGUGAGAGUUGUGUGGGGUGGUGUUAUAAUCGCUCACGGAGCCCCAUGCUGCGCUGUGUUGUGUUGUCCGGUAGGGGGCGUGCCCAGCGAGGCCAGGCAGUGUGACUACACGGGCCAAUACUACUGCAGUACCUGCCACUGGAAUGACACCGCUGUCAUCCCUGCACGCGUCAUCCACAACUGGGAGUUUGAGCCACGCAAGGUACCAAAGAGAGAGAGAGAUGCUAAUAGCACACUGUUUUUCCUUAUCAAUAUAGAUUUUUUUUUUACACAGCUAGGAACUUCAACAAACUCUACAUUAUAUUAUAUGAUAAGCAGCUGGUAAGAGAAUGCACCGCUGUUUCCUUUGGUGACCAUGUAAUGCCUAUUUGCACUCUGUGCAGUCCUAUCUCUAACAGUGUGUCCCCUGCUCUCUGGUCAGGUAUGUCGUUCCUCCAUGCGUUACCUGGCCCUGAUGAUACCCCGGCCUGUACUGAAACUGAGGGAGAUCAACCCACUGCUCUUCAACUUUGUGGAGGAACUAGUGGAGAUCAGGGUGGGUGACAUAUCAGCAACAGGGACUCUGCAUGAAUAGAGUGUACUGAAUGUUUGUGACAUAAAUUCAUUCAAAUGUUUGUCUUUUUGUACAGUUUUGGGGUUUGUCUUGCCCUCCAUUUCCACUCCAUCUAAACUGGGAUUAAGUCUGGUUUUGCUAUAGAACUUAUUUUGGGAGCUCUACCUUCUCUGUAUUACCAAACAGUAGACCAGGCUUUUGUUUUCAGGAGAUUCUCACCAGUCAGCAGUUCUAUUUGUGCCAGUGUGUUUUGUGGUGAGUGAUUAGAAUACUGAGGGAGAUAGACAGCUGUUUCUGUCAGUGGGGAGAUUGUAGGGCCAGAGAAGAAAAACACUUGCUUAUGGUGUAUCAAAAAUAAAAGAAGUAGCUUCUUCAGAUAGUUCCAUGAAAUGAGAAAUAUGGGAUGGGGGGCACAUUCAAAAGCGAUUUCCCAUAGAACAUGUUGUGUCUGACAUUGGCCCAUGGAAUCCAGGUGUGACUGACCGCUAGUGUGUGAAUGUGUUCCUCCCUGCAGAAGCUCCGUCAGGACAUCCUACUGAUGAAGCCCUACUUCAUCACCUGUAAGGAGGCCAUGGAGGCACGGCUACUACUGCAGGUCAGCAACAUCCCCGCAAUAUCAACACAUCAUCUCAACACCCCCACAACAUCAUCCCAACACCCCCACGACAUCAUCAACACAGCCAAAACAUCACAUAAACAUGACACAUUACAAUCUCUGUAUAAAGGACAUUGCAUUUGCGUCCAGUGCCUUGCAUAAUGAUCUUCCAGCAGUAUUGUUAAACAACCCAGAGGAACCUAUUUAUUCUGAGGUCAUGGCUGAAAGUAUGUGCUGCAACAGCGCCACCCUCUGGCCUUUUAAUUAAUAACAAACUGAUCUAAGAAUCAAAUCAAGUUUAAAUUGUCACAUGCUUCGUAAACAACAGAUGUAGACUAAGUGAAAUGCUUACUUACGGGUCCUUCCCAACAAUGCAGAAUACAAUAAAAUAAUAAUAAUAGAAAAAAACUAGUAACAUGAGGAAUAAAUACACAAUGAGCAAUGAUAGCUUGGCUAUAAAUACUGAACAAAGAUAUAAACGCAACAUGUAAAGUGUUGGUCCCAUGUUUCAUGAGCUGAAAUAAAAGAUCCCAGAAAUUGUCCAUAUACACAAAAAGCUUAUUUCUCUCAAAUGUUGUGCACAAAUUUGUUUACAUCCCUGUUAGUGAGCAUUUCUCCUUUGCCAAGAUAAUCCAUCCACCUGACAGGUGUGGCAUAUCAAGAAGCUGAUUAAACAGCAUCAUCAUUACACAGGUGCACCUUGUGCUGGGGACAAUAAAAGGCCACUGUAAAAUGUGCUGUUUUGUCACACAACACAAUGCCACAGAUGUCCAAGUUUUGAGGGAGCGUGCAAUUGGCAUGCUGACAGCAGGAAUGUCCACCAGAGCUGUUGCCAGAGAAUUUAAUGUUAAUUUCUCUACCAUAAGCUGUCGUUUUAGAGAAUUUGGCAGUAUGUCAAACCGGCCUCACAACCGCAGACCACGUGUAACCACGCUAGCCCAGGACCUCCACCUGUGCAAUCAUCUAAGACCAGCCACCCGGACAGCUGAUGAAACUGUGGGUUUGCAAAACUGAAGAAUUUCUGCACAACUGUCAGAAACCAUCUCAGGGAAGCUCAUCUGCAUGCUCAUCGUCCUCACCAGGGUCUUGACCUGAUUGCAGUUCGGCGUCGUAACUGACUUCAGUGGGCAAAUGCUCACCUUCGAUAGCCACUGGCACGCUGGAGAAGUGUGCUCUUCACAGAUGAAUCCCGGUUUCAACUGUACCGGACAGAUGGCUGACUGUGUGUAUGGCGUCGAUUGGGUGAGUGGUUUGCUGGUGGCGGUGGGGUUAUGGUAUGGGAAGGCAUAAGCUACGGACAACGAACACAAUUGCAUUUUAUCUAUGGCAAUUUGAAUGCACAGAGAUACUGUGACGAGAGCCUGACGCCCAUUGUCGUGCCAUUCAUCCACCACCAUCACCUCAUGUUUCAGCAUGAUAAUGCACGGCUCCAUGUUGCAAGGAUCUGUACACAAUUCCUGGAAGCUGAAAAUGUUCCAGUUCUUCCAUGGCCUGCAUACUCAACAGACAUUGAGGAUGUUUGGGAUGCUCUGGAUCGAUGUGUACGACAGCGUGUUCCAGUUCCCACCAAUAUCCAGCGUUUUUGCACAGCCAUUGACUGAUUUCCUUAUGAACUGAAACUCAGUAAAACAUUUGAAAUUGUAAAAUGUUUGGGAUGCUCUGGAUCGAUGUGUACGACAGCGUGUUCCAGUUCCCACCAAUAUCCAGCGUUUUUGCACAGCCAUUGACUGAUUUCCUUAUGAACUGAAACUCAGUAAAACAUUUGAAAUUGUUGCAUUUUGCGUUUAUAUUUUUGUUCAGUAUACAUGGGGUACCAGUACCGAGUCGAUGUUCAAGGGUACGAGGAAAUGGAAGUAGAUAUGUACAUAUAGGUAGGGCUAAUGGUCUUGGUAAUGCGAGGCCAUAUAUAAAUGUCAAGAUAUGUGAAUGAAUGGGUGACCUCGAUGUUGCACAGCUACUGUACAUUCUGACAUGCAUACAGUGAUUUGUAUGUAGAGUUGUGAGCAGUUAUGGUAUAUGAUACAUACAGCACUAGAGGGGAUUAUUCUAGUUCAUAUGCAAAUGUGAAAAAAAAGGGGGUUAGAAAACAUUGUCCCAAGUAAGGGUUUGUUUUAACAGUGAAAGGGACUCAAAUUUCAGGCAAUGCUUUUAGUUAUUACAUUCUAUUAAUUAACAUUUGGUUACAGUCAGUUAACCUAAUUUAAUGGUAUGGAAAUGUAUAUACACUGCUCAAAAAAAUAAAGGGAACACUAAAAUAACACAUCCUAGAUCUGAAUGAAUGAAAUAAUCUUAUUAAAUACUUUUUUCUUUACAUAGUUGAAUGUGCUGACAACAAAAUCACACAAAAAUGAUCAAUGGAAAUCAAAUGAAUCAACCCAUGGAGGUCUGGAUUUGGAGUCACCCUCAAAAUUAAAGUGGAAAACCACACUACAGGCUGAUCCAACUUUGAUGUAAUGUCCUUAAAACAAGUCAAAAUGAGGCUCAGUAGUGUGUGUGGCCUCCACGUGCCUGUAUGACCUCCCUACAACUUCUGGGCAUGCUCCUGAUGAGGUGGCGGAUGGUCUCCUGAGGGAUCUCCUCCCAGACCUGGACUAAAGCAUCCGCCAACUCCUGGACAGUCUGUGGUGCAACGUGGCGUUGGUGGAUGGAGCGAGACAUGAUGUCCCAGAUGUGUUCAAUUGGAUUCAGGUCUGGGGAACGGGCGGGCCAGUCCAUAGCAUCAAUGCCUUCCUCUUGCAGGAACUGCUGACACACUCCAGCCACAUGAGGUCUAGCAUUGUCUUGCAUUAGGAGGAACCCAGGGCCAACCGCACCAGCAUAUGGUCUCACAAGGGGUCUGAGGAUCUCAUCUCGGUACCUAAUGGCAGUCAGGCUACCUCUGGCGAGCACAUGGAGGGCUGUGCGGCCCCCAAAGAAAUGCCACCCCACACCAUGACUGACCCACCGCCAAACCGGUCAUGCUGGAGGAUGUUGCAGGCAGCAGAACAUUCUCCACGGCGUCUCCAGACUCUGUCACAUCUGUCACAUGUGCUCAGUGUGAACCUGCUUUCAUCUGUGAAGAGCACAGGGCACCAGUGGCGAAUUUGCCAAUCUUGGUGUUCUCUGGCAAAUGCCAAACGUCCUGCACGGUGUUGGGCUGUAAGCACAACCCCCACCUGUGGACGUUGGGCCCUCAUACCACCCUCAUGGAGUCUGUUUCUGACUGUUUGAGCAGACACAUGCACAUUUGUGGCCUGCUGGAGGUCAUUUUGCAGGGCUCUGGCAGUGCUCCUCCUACACCUCCUUGCACAAAGGUGGAGGUAGCAGUCCUGCUGCUGGGUUGUUGCCCUCCUACGGCCUCCUCCACGUCUCCUGAUGUACUGGCCUGUCUCCUGGUAGCGCCUCCAUGCUCUGGACACUACGCUGACAGACACAGUAAACCUUCUUGCCACAGCUCGCAUUGAUGUGCCAUCCUGGAUGAGCUGCACUACCUGAGCCACUUGUGUGGGUUGUAGACUCCGUCUCAUGCUACCACUAGAGUGAAAGCACCGCCAGCAUUCAAAAGUGACCAAAACAUCAGCCAGGAAGUAUAGGAACUGAGAAGUGGUCUGUGGUCACCACCUGCAAAACCAGUCCUUUAUUGGGGGUGUCUUGCUAAUUGCCUAUAAUUUCCACCUGUUGUCUAUUCCAUUUGCACAACAGCAUGUGAAAUGUAUUGUCAAUCAGUGUUGCUUCCUAAGUGGACAGUUUGAUUUCACAGAAGUGUGAUUGACUUGGAGUUACAUUGUGUUGUUUAAGUGUUCCCUUUAUUUUUUUGAGCAGUGUAUAUAUGAAUCUCUCUUCCCCUCUUAGCUCCAUGAUCGCCAGCACUUUGUGGAGAACAAUGACAUGUACUCGCUGCAGGAUUUGAUUGACAUCUCCAGUGGCAGACUCAGCUGCUCUCUCACAGAGAUCCACACUACCUUUGCCAAGCACAUCAAACUGGACUGUGACGUGAGUUUUAUAUACGGGACUUGUCUAAACGGUCUCUUGGACAAUAUGCCCAAUGGUUAGCUAAUGUAGUUCGUAAUAAACAAUGUUACUCAUCUCAUCUGAGCACAAAUGUGAGGAAGAAAGGGAAUCGUUCUGGGGAGAAAACCAAUGAAACAGAGCAGGCAGAUGUUUUACUGAAUCUGUAGAGACCUGUGAUACUGACCUGUGCCCUGUCUUUUGCCCUGUCUCCCUCCAGCGGUGCCAAGCCAAAGGCUUUGUGUGUGAGCUGUGUAAGGAGGGAGACAUCCUGUUCCCUUUUGACAGCCACACCACAGUGUGCCACGACUGCUCUGCUGUCUUCCACAGGUCAGUCCCCUAGUCCGCUAUAUGCAGACACCAGAGGAGGCUGGUGGGAGGAGCUAUAGGAGGACUAGUUCAUGGUAAUGGCUGAAAUGGGACGGUAUCAAAUAUAUGGAAACCACAUCUUCGACUCUGUUGCAUUUAUUCCAUUUCAGCCAUUACAAUGAGCCCGUCCUCCUAUAGCUCCUCCCACCAGCCUCCGCUGGCAGACACGUUUAUCAAACAUAUGUAGUGUUUAUGUGUAAAAUCAAUGAUUGGUUGACACUUGGCUAUUUCCUGUGUGCUGUUUCUCUUUAGGGACUGUUUCUAUGACAAUUCCACAACUUGCCCAAAAUGUGCCCGGAUGACCGAGCGCAAGCACGACGAACCGCCGGAUCUGAAAGACACGUAGCCCUGUCGAUCCAAUCCUGUCACUGUGACUGACAACCUGUGGGAGUGGCCAUGGCACUUUUUCUUAUGUUGCGGACCAUCAAGACAUUAUUCUGACACAAACAUGACUAGCUUUCCCUCUUGCGCUCUCUCUCUGUCUUUGUUGUUUUGUGGGGAUGUUUUUAAGUGUCUUUGUUCCAGUUCAGUGGACUACGGAAGAUGGUAGCAGGAUAUUAGAGUUUUAUAUGAUACGGUGAUGAAGUGUGAUACUCUGAGACUGGCUGCAUUGUAUAGCCCACAGAAACACACUCUGAGCACUAAGCCAAUGUUGUACAGUAUGUGUGUGACUAUGUGUUACUGUGUGUGAGAGUACUGUAUAGGCAUCAUGUUGCAUGCAUGAAUUGUAAUGCGAGUCACAUAACGGUCUUUACCUCUUAACAAUCUAAUAUCUUUAACUACCCUGAAGUAGGUGUUAAAUUCCAAAUUCUUCUUAACAAAUCAAUUUAACAAAACUACUAUUCACCUCCAGGCCUUAACUGACAUCGAUAACAAGAGCCAGUUAUUUUUAGUGAGGUUAUGACAUAGCUCUUCAAAACGACCUCCUUAUGAGCAUGAGGUAUGUCACCCCCCUGUUGUGAAACGAGGCGUUACGUGAUGGACAAUGACACUAAAAUUGGUUUUUAUUGUUUAUUUGUUUGAACAUAAAAUGAUCUGCCUGAAACACUUGAGGAGAGAACUUGUGGUUUGUAUGUUAUGUCCUAGGGAGCUUUUAAUGCGGUACCUUUUUACAGUAGAAUUAUUGGGCAGUCAUGUAAGCAAUGUCAAGGGUAAAGUGAAGGAGAGCUCAUUAUGAUGCACUGAUUAACCAUAUCUUAAGUUGACAUAUUGUGUGCCGAAAUGUUUGGAUUUAUAAUUGAACACUGUACAUUUACCCAUUGAUCAAGUAAUCUAUUUACAGUAUUUUUUGUUUUUUUUGCAGCCCGCCUCAAAGUAUAGCACAUUAUUUUCAGAGAUGAGAAAGCUGGCGAAUGAUACCUCGGGACACAUGAGCAUGUAAAUGUUGAUGUUGACAAAAAAUUAUUUGUUUUAAAAUAAUGAAUGUUUGGCUGUGUUAUGUUUUUCUCUACAUAAUGAUCUUGAUAACAUGCAAAUGUAAUGUGCCAUGUGUUAGUUAAAAUCCAGAUAUAGACAUGAAUUGUAAGAUCAUGUGAAGUUAAGCAUGAAUAAUGUAUUAAUAAAUUCUAUGUUGUGAAGAGUGUUUUAUAAGCUGACACUGUGGCAGCCUUUGCCAAUGUAGCCCUCUGCUCCAGGCCGGUGACAGAGGCUACUGAAUGUUGUUUUGAACAGUGUAGAAACAGUAAACUGUAUUUUGAAAAAA
This is a messenger RNA of Coregonus sp. 'balchen', 20174 nucleotides long. The record is from the annotation of a GenBank genome assembly. Lineage: Eukaryota; Metazoa; Chordata; Actinopteri; Salmoniformes; Salmonidae.